UCUAUUGUGAAUUCAGAAGUCGUAGAAAAUUGGAGGAAUGGCUUAUAUUUCUAUUGCAAACUGGCUCGAAAAUAAAAACACGAAAGGAAUGCGAAGUGUUCUUAGUUGCAAACCUUGUUUCUACCGUACGUUGUUUUUAAACAUUCGAUGUAUUUCAUCCAAGAAGAACGCAGCUGGUUCAUAUAAGAGGAAAAGUACAAGAAGAAAAAGAGAAAGAGAUUUGACCACCAGUGGUGAGAAUAAGAAAACGAAGUUUUCUGUGCAAUGGGCCAAUGUUCAUUUAUCUCCUGAAGAAAUUGGUAAGAAAUAUGUUAUCACGCAGGCUGUAGACUCGGAAAAUAGCGAGGUUCCGAGACAGUCACAAGAAUGGAAGAACUUGAUUUCUACGCUGGACUUGAAGCAGUUAGAAAAAUGGAAACAGGGUGGCUCUUUUCCAGAAAAGUUGAAGUUUCUCAAUAAAGUACGACGCUCUUCAAUUCUCUCAGAUGAAGAAAUACAAACAAGACACGUGACAGGAAAGGAAUUUGUGACAGAUAAGGAAAAUGAAUUGGUCAGAACUGUACGAGAACGUUUGAAAGAACAAGAACGGAAGUAUGUUCCAUCAGAAGAACUUUUGAUUGGUUCUGUUGUGACGAAAUCACAAGAAAAAGGCAAUUAUAACGAUUUUCCUUGUGACUACGAAUUUGUUGUUAUAGUAAACCAACUCGAAGUUGUCAAAAAUGUAAAGCAACUUGUAGAAAGUAAUCUGAAGAGACCUUUAAACGAAAAGAAUAUUGUUACAGAUGAGUUUGGUUUUCAGUAUCGUGUAGGAAUACGGACAAAGGUAUAUAGUUUGGAAGAAAUUAAGAAAGUUUAUGAAGCUAUGCAUGAAAACGAAAAUGUAGCGUUUUCAUUUGGCUAAUUGAAGCCUGUAAAAGACACGUUUUUGCAAAAUU
Molecule: messenger RNA, 935 nt
Organism: Galdieria sulphuraria
Lineage: Eukaryota; Rhodophyta; Bangiophyceae; Galdieriales; Galdieriaceae
Exons: 1
Coding region: 38-901 (287 amino acids)
Source: RefSeq, a predicted model, not a curated record